Molecule: messenger RNA, 6011 nt
Organism: Prunus mume (Japanese apricot)
Lineage: Eukaryota; Viridiplantae; Streptophyta; Magnoliopsida; Rosales; Rosaceae
Product: 1-phosphatidylinositol-3-phosphate 5-kinase FAB1B
Biological process (GO): phosphatidylinositol phosphate biosynthetic process
Cellular component (GO): endosome membrane
Molecular function (GO): 1-phosphatidylinositol-3-phosphate 5-kinase activity; ATP binding; metal ion binding
Source: RefSeq, a predicted model, not a curated record
GCAGGUUUGUCGUUGUAUGAACAAACCAUUUUGAGCCGAAAUUAAAACAUUUAUAUAUUCUGCAUAUAAGACGUGAUUAUAUUUCUGGUGGGGUCUAUCGAAGAUUUUGCGCCUUGUUUGAUUGAUUAGGGCUUGGGUUGUUUGGUUGGAACACAGAUAAAUUGAAUUGAAGAAAGAAAGCAUUUUGGGAUUGAGCUCUGUAAUUGUUUGCAAUCUCUCAGAAUUCCAAUUCGGAAAGGCACUGAAUUUGGGGACUUUCGCCCUGGGGAAUUGAAUUUGGCUGCUUCGCAACUCUUAGUCCUGCAGGUGCAUUCGUACUCACUUGUCGUCUGUUGUGGAAAGAGUUUGCAAUGAUCCUCUCAUCAUGAGUGGGCUUGGGUGGGGUAGUUGUCGAUGGGCACCCCCGACAACAAACUAUCCGAGUUAGUUGACAUUUUCAAGUCUUGGAUCCCCAGGAGGUCCGAGCCGCCCAAUGUGUCCAGGGACUUUUGGAUGCCUGAUCAGAGCUGUAGGGUAUGUUAUGACUGUGACUCUCAGUUCACAAUAUUUAACCGGAGGCAUCAUUGUCGACUUUGUGGCCGAGUUUUCUGUGCCAAGUGUACUGCAAACUCUGUUCCUGCCCCAUCUGAUGAGCAAAGGGUUGGAAGGGAAGAUUGGGAGAGGAUUAGGGUCUGUAAUUAUUGCUUCAGGCAAUGGGAGCAAGGGAUAGCAACAGUUGAUAAUGGCCCUCCUGCACGAAGCCCUGGCCUCAGUCCAUCACCAUCUGCGACAAGUUUGGCAAGCACCAAGUCCAGCUGCACCUGCCACAGUAGUAGCAGCACUAUUGGCUCUACCCCUUAUUCGACUGGACCUUACCAGCGUGUUCCGUAUACUUCUGGUCUUAGCCCUAAUCAAUCAUCUCCCCAAAUCGAUUCAGUUACGGCCACGCAAGACAAUUGUACAUCUCAGAGGAGUAUUAGUUCUGAUGCAGCCAUGGCAGAGUCGUCUCCUAACCACUUUGGCUUUGGCAUGAACAGGAGUGAUGAUGAGGAUGAUGACUAUGGCGUUUAUCGUUUAGAUUCAGAACCAAGUCAUUUCUCUCAUGCCAAUGACUAUUAUGGUGCAGUCAAUAUCGAGGAGUUCGAUAAUGUUUAUGGACCACACAAUGUGCAUCUUGAUGGAGAUAACAUGAGUUCCUUAUUACCUGAGGGUUUUGAUACACAGGGUGUAGAGGGAAGUCAGGAACUCAGGGAAGAAUCAUAUGAACACGAUAAUUGUGAUGAGUGCGAAACUUCUCCAUAUGACCUGCAAAGUACAAAUGCAGAACCUGUGGAUUUCGAGAACAAUGGGCUACUUUGGCUCCCUCCAGAGCCUGAGGAUGAGGAAGAUGAGAGAGAAGCUGUCUUAUUUGAUGAGGACGAUGAAGAUGGUGGUGGUGUUGGUGGUGCUGCUGGGGAGUGGGGAUAUUUGCGUUCUUCAAAUAGCUUUGGUAGUGGGGAGUGUCGUACUAGAGAGAAGUCAAUUGAGGAGCACAGGAAUGCGAUGAAGAAUGUGGUGGAAGGUCAUUUUAGAGCUUUGGUAGCUCAGCUUUUGCAGGUUGAAAACCUACCUCUGGCUGAUGAAGACAACAAAGAGAGCUGGUUGGACAUAAUUACAUCUUUGUCUUGGGAGGCUGCCACACUCCUUAAACCAGAUACAAGCAAGGGUGGAGGAAUGGAUCCUGGGGGAUAUGUGAAGGUCAAAUGCAUAGCUUGUGGGCGUAGGAAUGAGAGUACGGUGGUUAAAGGAGUUGUUUGUAAGAAAAAUGUGGCUCAUCGGCGAAUGACAUCAAAGAUAGAAAAGCCACGCUUUUUAAUCCUUGGAGGAGCUUUGGAAUAUCAGCGUGUUUCAAAUCUAUUAUCAAGUUUUGAUACUUUGUUGCAGCAGGAAAUGGAUCAUCUGAAGAUGGCAGUUGCAAAGAUAGACUCACAUCACCCUAAUGUUCUUUUGGUGGAGAAGUCUGUAUCCCGUUAUGCUCAAGAUUACCUUCUUGCGAAAGACAUAUCACUUGUUCUGAAUAUCAAGAGGCCACUUUUAGAGCGAAUAGCCCGCUGCACUGGGGCACAAAUAGUCCCUUCAAUAGAUCAUCUCAUAUCACCAAAACUAGGGUAUUGUGAUAUAUUCCAUGUGGAGAAAUUUCUUGAAGUGCAUGGCAGUGCUGGGCAAGGUGGGAAGAAAUUGACAAAGACUCUAAUGUUCUUCGAGGGUUGCCCGAAGCCCUUGGGUGUUACUAUUUUGCUCCGUGGUGCCAAUGGGGAUGAGUUAAAGAAGGUGAAACAUGUUGUCCAAUAUGGAGUUUUUGCGGCUUAUCACUUGGCUCUGGAGACUUCAUUUCUAGCUGAUGAAGGUGCUUCACUUCCAGAACUUCCUUUGAAGUCUGUGAUAACUGUUGCAUUACCCGAUAAACCAUCAAGUAUUGACAGGUCUAUUUCCACAAUACCUGGUUUUAGUGUCCCAGCGGCUGGCAAGCCUCAGGGUCCCGAAGCUAGCAGUGAACUACAGAAAUCUAAUAAAGGCUCAAUUUCAGAUAGUGACUUGUGUACCAAUAUCAACCCCAUUUUGAAUAUGGAAGGCGCUAAUUCAAUUUGCUCAUCUAAAGCUGCUUGCUCUCAAGCUUUUCUUGGAGUUCAUUCCUCUGGCUCUGUAGAACCUAGAUCUCCCUUCAGUUCCUUGUCUCACCUGGGAGAGGAUAUCAGAGAUUCCUACCGUAAAAAGCUCCCCGGAAUUUGUGCCUCUGAAAAUGAUAUUGAUAUGGGUUGUAAAGAAUCUUUCCUGGCCAAAACAGAUAAGGCUGGAGAAGCUUUGUUCAAUGAUAUAUUGAUCUCUAAUUCUUUUGGAGCCUCAGAGGCAAUAGAACAUGGUGGUGGCAAUAGCCAUGCUGAUAAUGUUGCUUUAGCUGCAAAUCUUGGAGAGGCUCCAGAAUUUACGUCCAUAAAAAAUCAUAGUGAUAAUCACAAUGAGGAGGUGGAAUCUUCAAAGGAAGAGUUUCCCCCCUCACCUUCUGACCACCAAAGCAUUUUGGUUUCCCUAUCAACACGUUGUGUGUGGAAAGGAACUGUUUGUGAACGGUCCCAUCUCUUUCGAAUCAAAUACUAUGGAAAUUUUGAUAAGCCUUUGGGGAGGUUCUUACGAGAUCAUCUAUUUGAUCAGAGUUACCUUUGUCGUUCAUGUGGGAUGCCAUCAGAAGCGCAUGUUCAUUGUUAUACUCAUAGACAAGGGAGCCUUACAAUAUCUGUUAAGAAACUCCCAGAGACUUUGUUACGGGGGGAAAGGGAAGGCAAAAUUUGGAUGUGGCACAGGUGCUUGAGAUGUCCUCGAACCAAUGGCUUUCCUCCAGCAACUCGCAGAGUAGUCAUGUCAGAUGCUGCUUGGGGUUUAUCUUUUGGGAAAUUUUUGGAAUUGAGCUUUUCAAAUCAUGCAGCUGCAAACAGAGUCGCAACCUGUGGUCAUUCCCUUCACAGAGAUUGUCUUCGGUUUUAUGGUUUUGGAAGAAUGGUUGCUUGCUUCAGCUAUGCCUCAAUUCAUGUUCAUUCUGUUUAUCUGCCACCAUCCAAACUCGAAUUUCACUAUGAUAAUCAGGAAUGGAUACAAAAAGAAGCAGAUGAGGUGGGUCAUCGGGCAGAGCUUCUAUUUACUGAAUUGCGCAAUGCUCUUAAUCAAAUUUUAGGGAAGAGACCACUUGCAGGGACACAGGAUGGUGGUAAGAAAACACCUGAAUCAAGUCAUCAAAUUGCAGAACUUGAAGAGAUGCUUCAAAAGGAAAGAGAAGACUUUGAGGAAUCACUGCGAAAAAUUAUGCAUAGGGAGGUGAAGUUUGGCCAUCCUGCAAUUGAUAUUCUUGAGAUCAAUAAAUUGCGGAGGCAGUUGCUUUUCCACUCUUACGUUUGGGACCAACGCCUGAUUCAUGCUGCCAGUUUAAGUAACAAAGGUUUUCAGGAAGGUUUGAGCAGUUCCCUUCCAAAACUCAAGGAGAAACCUCUCAGUUCUAUGGAGAAGCUUGCUGAGACAAAUAUAAACUCCAAGCCAGGUAAAGGAGUUAGUAUUUGUGAUUCCUCUCUUCUGGAAACAAAGCCCGAUAUAAAUGUUAAUCCAGGAGGAGAUGUUGGCUACUUGAGCCCGCCUGGAGGGGUUCAUAACAAAACUGAAAUGGGUCUGGAUCUGAAUCAUAGUAAUGAGGCUGAUCUUUCCACUCCUUCCUUUCCAAAUGUCAUAGAUAAAUCUGAUCCAUUGGAAUCUGGAAAAAGUGUACGAAGGGCCCUCUCAGAAGGGGAUGAGUGUCCAACAGUGGCAAAUUUAUCUGAUACCCUUGAUGCAGCUUGGACUGGUGAAAGUCAUCCAACUAGUACAAUACCUAAAGACAAUGGCUAUUCUAUUCCUGAUUCAACCUUAGUAAAUUCUCCAACUGCAAUAAGAAAAGUUGCAUCUAAUUCAGAUUUGCAGAACUAUACUAUUGACCAAGUUGGGGUAAAGGUAACUCAUUCUCUUAGCUCUCCAUUGCAUCUUAAGGGAUUCGACAAAAAUAUUUCCUUGAAUGCUCAGAAGCUCUUUGUUGGUGAGGGCAAUCCUGUCUAUGUUCCAUUGUUCAGGGAAUUGGAACGGCAAAGUGGUGCCAGGCUGCUACUGCCUAUUGGUGUUAAUGACACUGUUAUCCCUGUGUUUGAUGAUGAACCCACUAGUAUUAUUGCAUAUGCACUUGUCUCGCCUGAUUACCAUUUGCAGAUCUCUGAGUCUGAGAGACCAAAAGAUGCUCUGGAUUCUUCAGUCUCAUUACCGCUUUUUGAUUCAGCAAAUCUUCUCUCACUUACCUCUUUUGAUGAGGCAGUUUCUGAGACCUACAGGAAUCUUGGUUCGUCUGAUGAGAGCCUCAUAUCCACGUCACUGUCACGGAGCUCUCAGGCUUUGGACUCACUCUUGUCAAAGGAUUUACAUGCUAGAGUUUCUUUUGCAGAUGAUGGGCCCCUUGGCAAGGUGAAGUAUACAGUGACUUGUUACUACGCAACCCGGUUUGAGGCUUUAAGGAGGACAUGCUGCCCUUCUGAAAUAGAUUUUGUGCGAUCUCUUAGCCGUUGUAAGAAGUGGGGGGCCCAGGGUGGAAAGAGCAAUGUUUUCUUUGCAAAAACCUUGGAUGAUCGGUUUAUCAUCAAACAAGUUACAAAGACGGAGCUGGAGUCGUUUAUCAAGUUUGCACCAUCUUAUUUUAAGUAUUUGUCAGAGUCAAUUAGUACUCGAAGCCCGACUUGCCUGGCAAAGAUCCUGGGUAUUUAUCAGGUUUCAUCAAAGCUUGGUAAAGGAGGAAAAGAGUCCAAGAUGGAUGUUUUAGUAAUGGAGAAUUUGUUAUUUAGACGGAAUGUCACACGGCUUUAUGAUCUCAAAGGAUCUGCUCGAUCACGUUAUAAUCCAGAUACAAGUGGGAGCAAUAAAGUUUUACUGGACCAGAAUCUGAUUGAAGCAAUGCCAACUUCUCCAAUUUUUGUGGGUAACAAGGCAAAGCGGCUACUAGAGAGAGCUGUCUGGAAUGAUACUGCAUUCCUUGCUUCAAUUGAUGUGAUGGACUAUUCAUUACUUGUUGGCGUGGAUGAGGAAAAGGAUGAGCUAGUUCUGGGGAUUAUUGAUUUUGUGAGGCAAUAUACAUGGGACAAGCACCUUGAAACUUGGGUGAAGACCUCAGGCCUUCUCGGCGGACCAAAGAACACGUCUCCCACUGUGAUUUCACCCCAGCAGUACAAGAAACGUUUCAGGAAAGCUAUGACCACUUAUUUUCUCAUGGUACCUGAUCAGUGGUCUCCCGUAACGAUCGUUGCUAGUAGGUCCCAAUCUGAACUUUGUGAAGAAAAUGCGCAGGGUGAUGGAGAGCUGUGACACCUUUUAGCCUGUAUAUGUCGAGAUUUAAGCUGAAUAAUCUCAACAAUUUUUACUUGUAUAUGUGAAAAUCUGAGCUGAAUGAAUAAUGUCACUGCAAAGCUAUAUAUCAAUAUGCCUUAAUUUCUCUCGUU